Pichia membranifaciens NRRL Y-2026 is the source of this 918-nucleotide messenger RNA. RefSeq lists its product as hypothetical. NCBI's taxonomy places the organism in Eukaryota, Fungi, Ascomycota, Pichiomycetes, Pichiales, Pichiaceae. The transcript has 2 exons. The record is from RefSeq and is a predicted model, not a curated record. Gene Ontology annotation, molecular function: pyridoxal kinase activity. Bases 1 to 918 code for a protein of 305 amino acids. Gene Ontology annotation, biological process: pyridoxal 5'-phosphate salvage. Gene Ontology annotation, cellular component: cytosol.
AUGACUUCUCAGGAUAUUAUCGUAAGGUCAACAUCAGUGCUAAGCAUCCAGUCGCACGUUGUUCAUGGCUACGUUGGAAACAAAGCAUCAACAUUUCCACUGCAAAUGCUAAACUGGGAUGUUGAUGUUCUCAAUACCGUCAAUUUCAGCAAUCAUACUGGCUACGGCUCUUUAAAGGGAGAUUGUGCUAGUGGAGAGCAGCUUCUAGAGAUUUACAAUGGCUUGAAACAGAUAAAUGUCCAAUAUAAUGCAAUAUUAACAGGAUAUGUUCACGGGUUUGAUACCUUGGAUGCAGUUGGGAAAAUUUGUACUGAUGUAAAGGAUAGGGCCGAGUCUGCCAACAAAGAGGUGCUUUGGCUUUUGGAUCCGGUGAUGGGAGACGAAGGAGUACUAUACGUCGAAAAAGACGUGAUUCCGGUAUACAGAACAAUAUUAGAUACCCAGAAAGUUGAUAUAGUUACUCCUAACCAAUAUGAACUGGAGCUUUUGGUUGAUCAGAAAAUAACGUGUUUGCAAAGCUUGAAGAAGGCUUUAAAGAUUUUCCACGAGAAAUACAGUGUGAAACAUAUCGUUUUAUCUUCUUUGUUUGCAGAGUCGUUUGAAGAUUUGGAGGGAGGCCAAGAAACAAUAUAUUGUUGUGUUUCAAGCAUUCAUUUACCUGAAAAGCUGGUUUUAUUCAAAAUAGAAAAAAUUUCAGGCUAUUUCACUGGAGUCGGUGAUAUGUUUUCGGCUCUACUCCUCGAUCGGGUUACUAAAACUGGUGACAUAAUUGUAUCGGUGAGCGAGGUUCUUACAAUAAUGAAAAACGUUCUCACAACGACCAAAAAUUUGGGUGGAGUGUCGGGUAAGAUAGGGAACAAAAAUAUGAAAGAUUGCGAGCUAAGAGUCAUUGAAUUUCUUACAGUCCAAUUUUUAUAG